AUGAUCCUCUCACUCGCCUACUGGCCCAUCGGGCAAUCUGACCUCCACCACCUCGGAGCCAUCAUCAUUGUAGCAGGAACAGCAAUUAUCCUGAUCACUGCCUUCGCACUAGUAAUAACAUCCCGCCGAUGGGCCAAUACCGGCGUCCCUUUCGUCACGGGAAAAGGCCCCUUGUCAAUCCUCUACCAGCACUACCGCUUCAUAAUCGACGGACCAGGCCUAAUCAAAGAAGGCUGCAUCCGUUUCUCAGACGGGCUUUUCGAAAUUCCUCGUACCUUUCGUCCUGGUCAGGUAAUACUUUGCAAACCCGAAUUAAUCGAGGAAUUGAAAAAUGCCUGCCGUACGGAAGCAUCUCCGGAGCCGUGGAUCGAUCAAUUACUCCAGAUCUCGCAUGUGAUGCCUGGCUAUUUCCCCAAGGGUGGUGGUUGGCCUGCUAUUGCGAAGACUACGCCUGGUGUUAUUCGGGGAACCCUUUAUAAGCAGUUGGAUAGGUAUGUGCCCUCUAUGAAUGCGGCUGUUAUUUCUCAAUUGGGGAUGUUGGAAUUUACGGAUGGUGAAUGCUCGCUUUCUUGCUUCGACUUUGCAUAUUCUGUUGUUGCUCGCAGUGGGAGUUUUUCGUUGGUUGGAGAACAACUCGCUGGAAAUGAGGAAUAUUUGAAGGCUGUGAAGGAGCAUAUCCUUGGGAUGAUCAUGACUACUCGCUUGCAAUUUCUGAUUCCGGAUGCUUUGAAGGGGUACUUUGGUGGGUUUUUUAGUCGGCUUGCUGUUAUGUGCACGAAGUGGAAUAUGCAUGCCUCGCGCAAGAUUCUGCUGAAGCACUUUGAUGCAAGGGCAGCAGAGUACAAGAUUGAUAUGUCGAGAAAUUCAACGGAUAGGGAGAAUCAAGAACCCUCUGAGAAGCCGGUUGAGAUUUUCCAUUGGCUCUACGAGAUCUCUAUUCUUCGUCAAAGAUGGACUUAUUCCGAGGUGAUUGGAGAGAUGCUGCUCCUCCAAUUCGCAUUCAUCUAUACAACAGCCUACGGUCUAUAUGGAGCAUUAGCUGAACUCGCUCAGCACCCAGAAUACAUCCCUGCGCUCCGCGAAGAAGUCGAAACUACCGUCUCGGAGAUGGGAAGCAACGUCGUCGCCUGUGAUAAAAUGGUCUUGAUGGACAGCUUUCUCAAGGAGUGCCAGCGAAUCCACCCCCCUGCAGCAGUGUCCGCUCAUCGGGUUUGCGUUACAGAGGUUCAUCUCUCAAACGGUGUCGUGCUCAAACCCGGAACGCACAUCGGAGUCCCGAGUGGCUGGAUUCAGCGUUCUAGUAAGACAUACAUGAAUCCGGAAGUCUUCGAUGGGUUUCGAUUUGCGAAACGUGCAACAGCGGGUGCAUCGGGGACCAAGCUCGUAGACGUGAGUCCUGAUUAUCUGGUCUUUGGGAUGGGCGUGCAUGCCUGUCCUGGCCGGUGGAUGGCAAGUGUGCUGAUGAAAUUAGCGCUUGCGCAUCUAGUGUUGCAUUUUGAUAUCCUUCCUGAUGGAAUUCACGGGCCGUUGACAGGAUCGUUGUCAUUUGAGGAGUUUUAUGUGCCCAAUUUUGGGCUGAAGUUGCGGUUGCGGCGCAGAAGUACAAAGUAG
Penicillium odoratum is the source of this 1611-nucleotide messenger RNA. Its product is annotated as cytochrome P450. Bases 1 to 1611 code for a protein of 536 amino acids. The transcript is spliced from 9 exons. Lineage: Eukaryota; Fungi; Ascomycota; Eurotiomycetes; Eurotiales; Aspergillaceae. Gene Ontology annotation, molecular function: heme binding; iron ion binding; monooxygenase activity. The record is from RefSeq and is a predicted model, not a curated record.